AUGAGUAGGAACGUGGACAAGGCUAACUCCGUAUUGGUGCGGUUCCAAGAACAGCAGGCAGAGUCCUCAACUGGAUAUAAAGACUAUUCACGCUACAAGAGACCCAAGAACGUUUCCAAGAUAAAAUCUAUAAAGGAGGCCAACGAAUGGAAGCGACAAGUAAGCAAGGAGAUACAACAAAAAAGCACAAGAAUAUACGACCCGUCUUUGAAUGAGGUGCAGAUCACAGAACUCAACGACGAACUGAAUGAUCUGUUCAAAGAGUGGAAGAGAUGGCAGUGGCACAUCGACCACAAGCUUCUGGAGAAAAGAACAAAGAGGAAGACGCUAGAAGACAGCCAUCUGCUGACAAACGCAGGGAAGAUAAUACACGGGAAGAGAUAUUUUGGGAGGGCUUUGGAAUUGCCCGAAGUGAAAGAAUGGGUCAAACAGCAGGAGACUCAGAAGCAGAAUCACACGGAUAUCGUGAACACGAAACUCGUACCGAAAAAUAAGAAUGACUAUUACUAUCUUGGUAACGUUACAACUGCUAUAACGGAUUUUGAAGCUAACUGGACGCCUGUUUUAAAAGCUCAUUACAAUUUGCCUGUGAAUGAGCAAAAAAAAGAACUAGAAGAAGAAAGAGGAAAAUAUAAACAAGACACGCAUGUGCCCACUCUUGCUGAUAUGGAGCAGUGGCUGGUGCAGAGAAGAAAGAAAAAAUUGUUAGAUGAACUGAACCUUUAG
This is a messenger RNA of Saccharomyces eubayanus, 726 nucleotides long. RefSeq names its product Isy1p (gene ISY1). NCBI's taxonomy places the organism in Eukaryota, Fungi, Ascomycota, Saccharomycetes, Saccharomycetales, Saccharomycetaceae. The coding region runs from base 1 to 726 and encodes 241 amino acids. The record is from RefSeq and is a predicted model, not a curated record. The transcript has a single exon. Gene Ontology annotation, cellular component: post-spliceosomal complex; Prp19 complex; catalytic step 2 spliceosome. Gene Ontology annotation, biological process: generation of catalytic spliceosome for second transesterification step; mRNA 3'-splice site recognition.